Cucurbita pepo subsp. pepo (vegetable marrow) is the source of this 1352-nucleotide messenger RNA. RefSeq names its product RING-H2 finger protein ATL11. Lineage: Eukaryota; Viridiplantae; Streptophyta; Magnoliopsida; Cucurbitales; Cucurbitaceae. The record is from RefSeq and is a predicted model, not a curated record.
AUCUCUUCUAAUGGCUGUCAAACCAGAUUGAUUUCUCUCUCUCAAGCUCAAGUCAACUCGAGCGCCACUGAAAUUCAUUGUUCUUCCAAUGUUUGCUCUAUUUUUUGAGCAAUUUUGAAGGGAAUUUGAACUUUUAUCGCCGGAAUUAUUUUCAAUUCUUUGCUCCAUUGACUAGUGAUGAUUCCAGUGAUGGUAAUCAGGAAGAGGAAUCACGGUGUUGCUUGCCGAUUAUUGUUGCUUCUGUUGCUGCACGCCGCCGCCGCCGCGCAGGAGACAGGAGCUGGAACGAUACCGGUAUCGUCGGAGCCGGAGAUCAGUAAAAAUAUGGCGAUCGCAUUUGUUGCGUUGAUAUCCGCCUUCUUCGUCCUCGGCAUCGUCUCUGUCUACACGCGCCGCUGCAGAGAGCGGCGAUUUGGAAGAGGUUUAGGAAUUGGAAUCGAGGGGAGAGAUGGCGGUGGCAGUGGCGGCGGCGGAGGCAUGCCGUGGAGGCCGGCGCGUGGAUUGGAUCCGGCGUUCAUCGCGACAUUUCCGACUUUUGUGUACUCGACGGUGAAAGGGCUGAAAAUCGGGAAAAGCUCACUGGAAUGCGCCGUUUGCUUGAAUGAAUUUGAAAAUAGUGAUCGGCUGCGUUUGAUUCCGAAGUGUAGUCAUGUUUUUCACUCUGUUUGUGUUGAUGCUUGGUUAGUUUCGCACUCGACUUGCCCUGUUUGCAGAGCUAAUCUCUGUCCUAAACCCGGCGACGUAACAUUGUCGAUGAUUAACUUCGAUCCCGCCGGCUCAGAACGAACCGGUAGCGUACCGUCUCCUUUGCCAUCUCCGUCGCCGAACCAUGUAUCCAUUCCGGUGGUUGACGAUCUCCGUGCCGGAGAAGAAGCGAGAGUAGAGGCAAAUGUGACGAAUCCGAGUCCGGUGCCGACCAGGAGCACCCCAACGCGGUCGAGGUCGUUGGGAUGGCGGUUGAGUGGAAUAUUUCAGCGGUCUAACUCGACCGGGCAUGAUCGAUUCACUUUGCGGUUGCCGGAUGCGGUACGGAGUCAGCUGAUGAACUCGACGUUGAACCGAACCCGAAGCUGGGCGGAGUUGCCGAGAGAGCAGAGUUUGCGACGGGGAUAUCGGGGUGGAAUCGGAGAAAAUGGCCGGUGGAGGAAUUUCCUUCACCGGACGUUUUCGGUGCCGGCGCAGGUCGUCGGAAGGGUUGCCGGAACUGGCCGGUCUCCGGUGCAUGAGGACCGCGGUGAGAGGUCGUUUGCACGGCUGACGCCGAGUGGAAUUGGUCCAAGUACGGUGGCGGAUUAGCUUCGGAGUUCGAAGGUUUCACCGGUCAAAACUGGAGAAAAAAUUUGUUGUAUAGC